Molecule: messenger RNA, 351 nt
Organism: Sorghum bicolor (sorghum)
Lineage: Eukaryota; Viridiplantae; Streptophyta; Magnoliopsida; Poales; Poaceae
Product: alanine and glycine-rich protein-like
Exons: 1
Coding region: 1-351 (116 amino acids)
Source: RefSeq, a predicted model, not a curated record
AUGCAGGGGCGUGCGCGGGCGUGCGGCGGCGUGCAGUCGGCCGGCGCGGCGGCGGCGCGCAGGCGGGGGCGCGCGGGCGUGCAGCGGCUUGCAGGGGGCGCGCGCGUGCUGGGGCCUGCGCGGGCGUGCGGGCGCCCGCGGUGGUGGGCUGGGGCGCGCGGGCGACGGCGGCGCGCAGGCGAGCGGCGUGGCGGCGGCACCCAGGCGACGGCGCGGGCGCGAGCUGUGGGCUGCGCGGGCAUGCGGGCGUACGCGCUGGAGGGCUGGGGUGGGCUGCGUGCCGGCGGGCGGCAUGGCGGUGGCGGGGAGGCGGGCGGCGGCGGCGCUGAGGGGGGGGCGCAGGGUGGGUGA